AUGGGAAAUCAGCAGUUUGAGGCUAAUGAAUCUCAAUCUAACAUUUCAUAGUAUUAUCAAAAAAUGCUCAAUUAAAAUAAAGAAAACAUUCCUUAUUAGUAUGAGAACACACCAAAAUUGUUGAGUGCAGAAAGUCGAAAUAAAUUGAGACCAACAUCGAAAAUAAAUUUAGAUUUGAAGUUAUGUUAAAAAUCUUCAGAAAAGUAGUUAAAUGGAUUAUAACAAGUAUGGUUAAAUGAUAAAAAUAAGAAAAUGUUUUAGGAAACUCCAAUAGUAAGAAAUCCUUUAGAGAAAUUACAUAGAAAGAGAAGUAGUACAAAAAUAGUUUAAGAGAAUGAUGAAUCUCAUAUUCAAUUAUUGGAUCUUCUAAAGAAUAUGGUGAGACAUUAGGAUUCGACAAUGUAGAGUAGUUAAGUUAAGGUUAGUGAAUAGUCAUGUUAGGAAUAUGAAAAGAAAAGAAUAUAGAUUGAUUAAGAUCAAAGUUAUAAAUCACAAAUGGAAGAUCGAGCAUUAUAAUAUAAUAAUAGAAGGAGAUCAAAAACAUUUGAAGAAUCAUUUAGAUAAUUGAUAUCAAAUGAAGAUAGAUGUCAACCAUUAAGAUAGAAUAGAAGAGAAAGCAAAGAAGAAGAGGCUCUUUAAUUUAUAUUAUAGAAUUGUACUUAGACUCAAUCAAGAAUAGAUCAAUAAAAUAGUAUAACAUUUGAGUCUUUGGAAAGUGAUUGGUAAGCAUUAACUAAAAAGAAUUCAAAAUAGUUAGAGACUCCUGGAACUGCUUAGUUUCAAGGAUUAAAUAAGGAUGAUAAAAUGUUUGAACUAUCUACAUCAAAUUUUAUUGAAUAAAACAAUGAUGAAUAUAUAGGUUCUAGGAGACCAUCUUGUAUGGAAUCUACGUUUUUGAUUCCUAUGGUUUUACAUUCAUAGAAUAGUUUAGAAUUUGAUGAUACUAAGGAUGUUUAUUAGAAUAUGAAAUCUACUUAACCUUAUGAAUAUAAGAAGAGUCCAAAAAUGAAUGGAUUAUUUUCGUAAUAAUAAUCAUAAAAUUAAUUAAUUAAAUUAGAUAGCAAAAUUAAUUCAACAAGUAGAGAUUUAUUUAAACCAAUAAAAAAGAUAAUUUAAACUUAAGCUUUAGGAUUGCCUAAUAAGGCUCCAUUAAAACAUAAAUCUCUUCAUUAACAUUCUGAUAAUACACUAUCAUUACCUUUAUAAAUGAUUAAUUCAAAAGGAAAUGUUGGUUUUAGAUAAAAUAUGAGUUUUGUUUAAAAUGUUCCAUAAUCUUCUGUUUCUUCAAAGAAUGGUAGAAAUUAUUAUGAUUCAAGAACAUUUAAGAAUAAAGGGAUAGUAACUCAUCCUGAAGAAUAAUGGUUAAAUAAUUCAAAAUUAGAAUAUAAGAAAAUAAUGUUAAUAUUAGAUGAAUAAUAAUAAUAAUAAUAAUAGAUAUAGAAUUUUAGUAUAUAAAAUAAAAGUGAGAUGAUUUCAAAUACUUUUAAUAGUUCAGAUAUAAAUUGUUCAUAAAGAUUUUAAUUAGAUGAUUUAAAUUAUAAAUUGAGACCACAUUUUGAAGAUAAGAAUACAUAAACUUAAUUAAAAGAUUUAUAAAAGAAUUUAAUAGAUCGAUUAUCAUAACCAAAAAGUAGAUGUAGUUCAAGAACAAAUGAAAAUAGUGGUAAUAAUCCUUAUUGGAAAUUAAGAGAAGUAGAUUAAUAAAAGAGAUAAAAAAGGAAAUGA
This is a messenger RNA of Paramecium sonneborni, 1725 nucleotides long. NCBI's taxonomy places the organism in Eukaryota, Ciliophora, Oligohymenophorea, Peniculida, Parameciidae. The record is from the annotation of a GenBank genome assembly.